AAACGAUAAAAUGUUACUCGAUUUAGUUCCUUGCUGACUGUUUCGAAGCUGCAACGUGAAAAUGUCUGGAUUGGGGCGGCAACUUGGAGCAGUAUUAAGCGGUAUACUGCUGGUCUUUUGUGGAGGAAUUCAUAUCGGAUGGAGUAUUUUCCAUUUGUAUAUGGAAGGAAAUAAAUGGGCAGUAGGAAUCACUAUUGAUGAGUACCGUUUCGCGAUAUUAUCGUUUUUCACUGGAGUUGGAUUUAUACUCGUCAUACUGACCUUCUCAAAAGAAUGGCUUUCGACGCGAAUAUGGUUGAUGAUGUCUUCAUUUUUCUUCCUGAUUAAUGGAAUAUUCUUCAUAGCUAUGCCAGUUGACUAUCCAGCUACCGUUGCAACACGCAUUAUUGCAGGUUUUGGCCAUGGAAUUGCACAUCUCGUUAUGUCAAUAUACAUCGGAGAAAUGGCUUCGAAACAUUUGAGAGGAAAAUUAAUCACAUUUCUCACAGCAUCUAUAGUAGCAGGCAUAGCAGUAUUUACUGUUAUAUCCAUGGUUACAACAAAUAUGGUGUACAUAAUUGAACCUGAGAUGCAUCCAAACAGAGCAUUAGGGAUCAUUAUAUUACCAAUAAGCUUAGCAGCAUUUAUAUUGGCCUUUUUCCUCACAAUUGAAUCACCUAUUUACACGCUGUUAAUUACCAAGGACGAAACAACUGCACAAAAGGAUCUGUUGAAGUUAAGAGGUCAAGCGUUGGAAACAACUGAUACUACUCAAGAAUUUAAUGACAUGAAAUUACUGGUAGCAGAAAGUAAUAUGCUUUCAAAAAUAUUCGUUACUGAAGGCAACUUCAAACCGUUCCAGUUGGUAUUAACAUUGAAACUUGCCAACUUAUUGUUUUUCGGCUAUUCGAUGAAUAUGGCGAAAAUGGUUUUCAUGUCGCAAAUGUUCACUUUAACCAUCACGAGUCACAAUUGGGCACCUCCGAUUCAAAUGCUCAGCAAAAUGGUAGCUGCUUUGGUUGCAAUUUUCAUAAUCGACAUUCUACCUCGUCGAUUCCAGUAUGCCAUUUCGUCAACGGUUACUGGAGCGUUCCUUCUAGCGUUUGGUAUAGUGCUUGCAACUCACGAUAUUCUCGAACCGUGGAUUGCUCCUUUUCUAUACAUUACCGCCGAAGUUUUCAACGCGUUUGGAAUGCUUCCGGUUUCUGAAAUAUUGCUUUCUGAAGCCUUCCCCCCGAAAAAGAAGGUUCUUUCGGUAGCUUCGGUUCUUAUUUGUGAAUAUGUGGGACAUAUGGUGGUUUACAUCAUAUAUUUCAACGUACCAAGCAAUCUUCAGAGUACAUACAUAAAAACGAUUGUUUUUGGAAGUGUCAUAUUACUGAAGUGCUUAAUCGGUGUUUUAGUCAUACCUGAUACACGGAACAGCACGCCUCGCGAAGCAGUUCAAUUACUAUCAAAACAUUGAAUGAUUUAUAAC
Molecule: messenger RNA, 1456 nt
Organism: Ochlerotatus camptorhynchus
Lineage: Eukaryota; Metazoa; Arthropoda; Insecta; Diptera; Culicidae
Product: solute carrier family 2, facilitated glucose transporter member 4-like
Exons: 5
Coding region: 62-1444 (460 amino acids)
Biological process (GO): transmembrane transport
Cellular component (GO): membrane
Molecular function (GO): transmembrane transporter activity
Source: RefSeq, a predicted model, not a curated record